UCACGGGACCCGCGCGCAAGAUUCAGAUGUACAUCAAGAACAGACACUUGCAGAUCCUGCCUGACGGCACCGUCAACGGCACGAGUGACGAUGUCAGCGACUACAGUUUACUCGAAAUGUGACCCGCAGCCACAAACACUGACGACAAAAAGCGCCAUAGCACUGUUUACGCUCCUCUCGCUGCUCGCCACAUUAUCGAUACUGCAGAGGACGUCGGUCAAUAAGGGUCAACUGAAGAUCCAAGGAGUGGCAACGUGCCUGUACUUGUGUAUGGACAGUUGCGGGCUGUUAUACGGCUCGAAAGAAUUCACGAAAGACUGUAUCUUCAACGAAAUCUUCGAGCAGCACCACUACAACACGUACACGUCGGCGCGCUACUCGGACGGCCGGCGCACGCUGUACGUGGCGCUGAACAAGCGCGGGCUGCCGCGCAAGGUGCAGGUGCGGGCGGGCGCGCCGCUGCGCCGCCUGAGCACGUACACCCGCACGCUCACCAAGCCGGCGCCGCAGGCCGCCCCCACGGCGCACCCGCUGCGCCACCACGCGCACCACCAGCUGUGCCCCGUGUCGCGGGCGCCCGCGCAGACGCCCGACGACGCGGCCGCCGACGGCGACGCCGACGGCCGCGACAAGACGCGCUGCCGGCGCCGGCGCAAGCGCAAGAAGAGGAAGCGGCGCUGCCGCGACGGCGAGCCGGAGGGAGAAGACUGCCAGGGCCGGGGCAAGGGGCAGGCGCGGCGGCCCGCCAAGGGCGGCAAGGCCCGC
This is a messenger RNA of Schistocerca americana (American grasshopper), 765 nucleotides long. RefSeq lists its product as uncharacterized. Gene Ontology annotation, molecular function: fibroblast growth factor receptor binding; growth factor activity. The record is from RefSeq and is a predicted model, not a curated record. Gene Ontology annotation, biological process: positive regulation of cell population proliferation; regulation of cell migration; positive regulation of protein phosphorylation. The annotation marks the transcript as partial. NCBI's taxonomy places the organism in Eukaryota, Metazoa, Arthropoda, Insecta, Orthoptera, Acrididae. Gene Ontology annotation, cellular component: cytoplasm. The transcript is spliced from 5 exons.